AUGUCUACCGUUGCGAAAAAGAAGAAAAUACGCCAAGGUCACCGAGCUUACGCUUCGAAAAUAUUAGGAAAUGUGAAAAGCGUAAUACAGAAUUAUGACUCGUCAAAUGAAAGCAGAUUGAGACAACUCAAGAUUUCCUUAGAAGAGAGAUUAAAGAAACUGAAAUCUUUAGACGAAGAAAUACUUGAAGUUAUUGAAGACAGCGAAAUUACGAGCGAAAUAGAAGAGUCUGGAGAGUUUACCAAGAAUAUUUAUGGAGCUAUUGUAGAGAUCGACAGCGUUUUGUCGAAGAGCAAAUUACACCAACAACUAGAAAACAACGGAGACAAUUUAAACGGAGAAGCAGAGAGUUUAUCGCAAAGCAAUGGAUCGAAGAAUAAACACGCAAAACUACCGAAACUUGUAUUAAAUACAUUUUACGGAGAACCAACUCAAUGGCUGUCGUUUUGGAAUUGUUUUGAAAGCGCUGUUAAUAAGAACGAUGAACUGUCUAAAGUGGACAAAUUUAAUUAUCUCAAGAGUCUCUUGAAAGGUCCAGCAGCGUUGACAAUCGCAGGUCUACAACUUUCGGCAGAAAACUACGAUACAGCGGUGAAAUUAUUACAAGAGCGCUUUGGAAAUAAACAAGUAAUAAUUAGCGGUCAUAUGGACAGUUUGUUAAAAAUAACAUCAUUGAACGUUUCGAAUGACGUAAAGAAACUACGACAAAUGUACGACAAAGUUGAGACACAUGUAAGAGGUCUACAAGCUCUAGAAGUUCCCACUGAAUCAUACGGUAGUCUUUUGGUGCCUAUAUUGAUGACCAAAAUUCCAGAGGACAUUCGAAUAUUGCUAGGGCGACAGAUUAAAGAAGACAAAGAUUGGAAACUUGAUGAGUUACUUCGCCUUCUACAAGAAGAAAUUAAGAACCGAGAACGAUGUGAGGGAAUUAAAGCAAUCGAGACACCUUCAGAAAACCGCGAGAGAAAAUAUCAGCGAAAAGAUCCUUCGUCAUUAGCAGCGUUGUUGGCAGAAGAAAAAGCAGCGCGAAUUGACUGUACCUAUUGUAAACAGCCACACCCAACAGUAGAAUGCAAAGUUGUCACAAACGUAGAAGCGAGAAAACAGAUUUUAAUGAAACAAGGACGGUGUUUUAGAUGCCUUAAACGAAACCACAUCGCCCGAGAUUGUCAAACGAAAACAACUUGUCAAAAGUGUUCAAGAAAACAUCAUGUUAGUUUAUGCGAGAGUGAACAACAACAAAAACGAGACAACCUUGGGAAAUCGCCAGAAGAAAAGUCCAACCAGUCCAGCACACUUUACGUUAGCUCAAAGAACUCCAUUCUACUUCAAACUGCACAAGCUUUCGUUGGAUUAAGAGAGUCAAAUUCCGGG
Paramuricea clavata is the source of this 1374-nucleotide messenger RNA. Lineage: Eukaryota; Metazoa; Cnidaria; Anthozoa; Malacalcyonacea; Plexauridae. The record is from the annotation of a GenBank genome assembly.